UUUGUCCUGUGAACUUCGUCGCGCUGAAAGGUCCUGCGGAACCUACACAGUCUCCUCUUUCGGUGUGAGUGCUACGUGUUUCGUGCGCGCGAGUGUGUGUGUCCGUGUGAGGGCGCCAAGUUUUUGGCUUUAACUUUAACCGCCCAGUAAACAAGGACAACAACCGCUCAGAGCAGAGCCACAGACACAAGAAGGGAAAGGACAAAAUACACAGGACAACAGAGCCUGCGGCCGGGGAAACCGCAAUCAAAAAUUGUAAACAAACUCUGGGAAUUGAGGGGAAUCAACAAAGGAGGACGACGCCGCCAAGUAGGCAACAAUUGCGCUGCUAGCCAACAUGGAAAUGGACGUUAAUCGCCCGACCGGCCGUCAUGGCAACCUAAUGACCAUAUCCGCCCGCUGCUCGAACAACAAUGCAGAUGGGCCGCUGGCCGGAAGCGAGGCGACUUCCGGCUUGGGGCCGCCGCCACCCAGCGGCUGCUGCGGCAUCUUGAGCCGCCUCCUGUGUGUGAGCCGCCACAAGGCCACCCAGUCGGUGGCGGGCAGCGAUCCCAUCUCCUCCCAGCUGCAGCUGCAGCGGAAGGCGGGCGCAGCCGGUGCAGCAACAACAGCUGCGAUUUCCGGACUGCGACGCCGCAGGACGCCGCAGGAAGUCUACUUCGAGAGUCGCGGCAAGUCCUGCAAGAAGCUAUUGAAAUUCAAUGGUAAUUCGAACAAGAUAUUGCUGUAUCCCGAGGAGGGAUGGGCGCGCACCGCCUCGUCCAGUUACUGGACCAUCACGCCCUGCUUCUGGCAGCCCAAUCGCUGUCGCAUCGUCGAGUGCUCCGGAACCCAGCGGCGCGCGACGAAGGCCCGGAUGAUGCCGCUGGAGCAGCAGGGGUCUCUCCUGAUUGCCGGACACUUUCGCCGGACAACGGCGGUGGGCGGAGGAGCGGGCUCACCGGCGGGGGGCGGGGCCGUGGGCUCCGGCUCGUUGGCUGCCACGCCCACUCCUGCCACACCCGCUAGUUCGGUUCGGUCAACGGGCUGUGACAAGUCGCUGCCGGCGUGGAAUGACGAGUUCAAGCUGUAUCUGACGUCGAACAUCUCGAUGGAGGACUACAACAUGGGUUACUGCCUCACCGGAUUCGUGGAGCGCCGCUGCCAGGUGACCAACACCUUCCAGAUGACUCACUUUGCGGUCAUCAAGCGCCAGUGGCCACCGUCGCCGUCCAACCUGGGCAACUCCUAAGGCCCCCAAAUCCCACAUCAGUAAUUGUGAUCCGAUCUUUUGUUUCGAAUUGGAAACGAAAUUAAAAUCAAUUGGGGAAUGUUGCUGUUUUUACUUUCAAUGAGUUGAAAGGAAUUCUGAAAUGUAUAAAUAUUUUAAAUACUAAUUUACGAUGGAAACACUUUUGUUUUUAAGUUUAUUGCAUACUUUUAGGCACCUACGAGCAUGGAUUUUAAAGUGUACUACAAUGAAUUUCGGAUUCUUUAAAACUAAAUUCUUUUAAAUUAAAUUACCUCAAAUAGACUUAAUUUUAAAAUUACCUUCCAAAACGAAAAGCACGCAAAAGUCUUAAAGUUACACUCUUAUUGUUUUAGAAAAAGAGUUGCCUCAAUAUAGUUGAAUGUGGAAGCAGACACAUGCCCAAAAUAUACCAUUUAAGUUUCUAGCACUUAAGUAGAGUGAAAUGUUGUUGUGCAAUCUCGAAUAAAAAUCAAAAGAAAUUUCGAAAAAUCUAUUUAGAAAAUGUAAUGUAAAUUGCGGAGGCCUCAAAAACCGAUAGCCAGUAGAUCAUAAAGCGUAGGAAAAUAAUGACAGAAGAGUAUUUAAAGAAGUACUGCAUUUGAGCGUAAUUUUACUAAAUUCCCUGCAUGUUUAGUGGGUAAAUUGUAAUUUUAGCUAAAUGUGCUAGAGAAAUACAAACUAGAAAACCAAAGCAAAUACAAAAACAAAAACUUUACGUGUGCUUUCAGUGUUGUGUAAUAUGAAAAACGGAAACAAACCGGAAAAAAUAAGUGAAAAAACAAAUACUAGUAACUGUUAAACGCUAAAUGGAACUAAACCGCUUUGCCAGCUCGCACACACACGCACAGUGGCGCAGGCACCCACUCGCACACUCGCACACUUAAGCCUGGGCAGCUACUUAAUGCUUCAAAAAAGUGCAACAAAUUGAAACUUGUGCUUGUCGAAGCAUGUGAUUGUGAGUGCUCCACUAUAAGCUGACAUAGUAUGUGUGAGAGCCAGUGCCAGUGUGCGUGUGCGAGCUGGUACUCUUUUCUACUACAUACAAAUAUGUACUUUAACGGCCAUGUUUGCAAAACCUAUUGCCUUUAAGCUUUAAAGUAUAAGCACAACUCAACGCAGGCAAACAAGUCAACAGCCUCGGGCGAUGGCCACUGGCACUAAACAGCAGUUUGAUGACAAGCUAACAUUAAAGUUAAUUAUUUAACGAGCUGUUUACCUAAACAAGUUUACGUUCUCAAGUUAAAUGUUUACAAACGCGUUUCUCUAUUUAAAGCAGUAUUACCUAUUAUUCAGAAUGUUGCAUGGUCACACUGCGCGUCAAAUAAGCUUCUCUUAGUGGUCUGGUCUCACUGCGUUUCUAUUUUUCAUCCAUAAAGCACGUUUAAGUUCGAAAAUAAAAUGAAGAAACUGCUAGUUAGUGUCACUAGCCAUCGAUCUGAGUAGUCCAACGUUUGCCAACUCUACGCUAAUCUAAGGAACUAAGCCCCUAAAUCUCUCUAUCUCUCACUAACUCGCCCACUGACCCACUCAUGCUACGGCUCUGUCCCCCUCAUUCACUCACUCUGAGCAUGAUACGCAACGUAUAUCAACAAUUCGUCCAAUAAUUGGAGACUCUCGGCGCCAAAUGUCGAAUUGGCAAGGCCAGAGCUCCAAUUGCCAAAAACCCUAAGUGUUAAAAAACAAUGAAAACAAAACGUAAAGAAAACCAAAGCUAAGUCAAAACUCAACGUAGCCUAAGUGAUAAGUAGUUUAAAAAUCAAUAUUUACAAGCUAGACUAUGAAUCUAUAUAUAUUAUAUAUAUCUAUAUAUUUGUGUGUAGGCUGAACAUUUUUGCGUAUGUAUCGGUGUAUUUAUAUAACUGUAUUGCGAUUACAUAUACAAUAACAUUUUUGCUGUAGUUCGCAUAGCUCGCUUUUAGGCGCUUUUACACGCAAGCGAAUAAGGCCGAAAACCUCUUACUCUCUAAUUUGCUUCAGACAGAUCUCCCUGCCACUUUACUCCUAAACUAAUUGAUAUUUAAGUAUCAGGUACCUGCCAGAAUCAACAACAACAACAACAACCAAAUAAGCAAAAAAAAUAUGAAUAUACAUAAAUAUUUAUUGAGCCAUUAUGUCUGUGCAAAUAUUUGUGUCCAUUUUAAUUAGAAAGAAAAAAUGAAAAAAUGAGAAAAAGCGAAUUAUUUUUUAGAAAACACUGGUAAAUCGAAUUAUUCUGCCCACGAACACACGCAAUCGAUGUCGUCUCUCUCGAAUUGUAUAAAUAUAUUUAUUAGUGUCUCUGUGUGUAGCAAGUUUUUCUGCGCCUAUGCUUAAAAAACAGACAACAGACACGAGUUGUUCAGCUUCAAGCUGAAUGUCCAACACUUGAAAAAAACCGAACAAAAACACGCAUGAGCUUUUUUGUAGUUCUAUUUAAACAUUUUUAAAUAGCAAAACAAGUCAAAAAGAAAAUCCCGUGCUUCGUUGGGGCAUUGGGAAUUAAUUAAUGUUAAGCUUCUAUCGAAAUAAGCGAUGUAAACGAGCAUAAUUAGUCUAAACCAGAGAUAAGGAAAAUUGGUAGAAAAAGCGGCAAGCAAAAAGUAUAAAUCAAAUCAGAUGGAAAAGCAAAUUAAAAUAUAAAUCGAAAUCAAACACGUUGAUGCUAAUGCAACUGUAUAAAUCAAAAGGGAAAAAAGCGUCAGCAAAUAAAAUUUGAGCCGGCAGUGGAAAUGUGUAAUGAAAAUAAAUACCCCGAAGGUCGGUUGCAAUGGAAAAUGAGAAAUCAAAACAUUGAGAAUAAAGAAAGAAAGCAGA
Messenger RNA from Drosophila biarmipes, 4024 nucleotides. RefSeq lists its product as uncharacterized. Bases 338 to 1231 code for a protein of 297 amino acids. NCBI's taxonomy places the organism in Eukaryota, Metazoa, Arthropoda, Insecta, Diptera, Drosophilidae. The transcript is spliced from 2 exons. The record is from RefSeq and is a predicted model, not a curated record.